Molecule: messenger RNA, 1484 nt
Organism: Xenopus laevis (African clawed frog)
Lineage: Eukaryota; Metazoa; Chordata; Amphibia; Anura; Pipidae
Gene: hoxb6.S
Product: homeobox B6 S homeolog
Biological process (GO): regulation of transcription by RNA polymerase II; regulation of DNA-templated transcription; anterior/posterior pattern specification
Cellular component (GO): nucleus
Molecular function (GO): DNA-binding transcription factor activity; DNA-binding transcription factor activity, RNA polymerase II-specific; RNA polymerase II cis-regulatory region sequence-specific DNA binding
Source: RefSeq, marked provisional
CAGGAAGCACCGCCGCUGCCUCCUCCUCCUCCUCCCAAUGAGUUCCUAUUUUGUCAACUCCACUUUCCCGGUAACUCUGCCCGGUGGGCAGGAACCCUUCCUGGGACAGAUCCCGUUAUAUUCCUCAGGAUAUGCGGAUCCUUUAAGGCAUUAUUCUGCCAGCUACGGGGCCACAGGGGUCCAGGACAAGAGCUACGCGCCCGGCCCGUAUUUCCAGCAGGCGAGUGGAGCUUACAGUCGGACGGCGGCGUGCGAUUAUGGCGCAGCGGGAUUUUACAGGGACAAGGAGGUUUCGUGCGCUCUUUCCUCGCUGGAGGAGCAGUCGCAGUACAACCAGGAGCAGCGCAAAGCGGACUGUGCGCACAACAAACUGGUGUAUGAGGAGCAAGACGAGGCAAAGUGCGCCACUCCUGUCUACCCCUGGAUGCAAAGGAUGAACUCGUGCAACAGUUCUAUGUUCGGGCCCAGUGGAAGGAGAGGGAGACAGACCUACACCAGGUACCAGACUCUGGAGCUGGAAAAGGAAUUUCACUUCAACCGCUACUUGACCCGGAGGCGCAGGAUCGAAAUUGCGCAUUCUCUUUGCCUCACCGAGCGCCAAAUCAAGAUCUGGUUCCAGAACAGGAGGAUGAAGUGGAAAAAGGAGAGUAAACUACUCAAUUCCUCGGUACAGAGCGCGGGGGAGGACGAGGAGAAGCCGACCGAGUGACACUGCGCCUCCGACUGCGUCACCGCAACAUUGCGCACUUCUAUCCUUGUACCUUGAAUAAGUUAUUGUUGCACACAGACUGGUGAAAGGAACCUGAAUGAUAAUCCUCCAACUACCUAUAUGUCUAUCACUGUCUGUCUGCAAUAUCCCUCCUACAUGAGUACAACACAUCCAGUAAAUAUCACACACACACACACAUUGUAUAUAAAUAUAUAUAUGUACAAUCGCACACACACACACAAUAAAAGCGCACUCCUCCAGGCGUCUUGUCCCAUGCACGAUUUGGCAUAAUCAUUCUCGCUGUCUAUUGUGUGUUUAAUUCCUAUGUCUACUGAAAGUACAAUACUACCUAGCAACAAAUUGUGACCUUCUCUAUUUUAUGAUUAUUAUUUUUUAUGUGUUGGUCGUCUGUGUUUUUUUCUACGUGUAGUUUGGAAAGGACUGAUGAAGUAGCAGCAGCAGCAGAGUUAAUGUGUACUAGUGAGUGCUGCUGCCCGUGUGUAUAUAGGCAUCUCAUUGUAUCAUUAUACAAGUCACUUAUACUGGAAGCACAAGCCCAAUGUCCAGUCUGUAGAUUUUACUAGAGAUUCCCCUGAGGACCAGGACUGAUCAGCUUCAUUAAUACACAGGCUUUAUCCCCUGCAUCACAAUCAGCAGCAGCAACAACCUGAAUCACUAACCUGAAUCCCAACACAAGGGACAAAAUUCAUCUCUCCUCCAAUUCCAUCCACACGCAGCUCAGUCUGGGAUGUUUCAUUAAAUGUUAUUGAAAUUA